AUGAAUCCUGAAGAUCCCCAAAUCAACAUGGUGCAAUUCUGUCAGGCCCACAACUUUGAGUAUCUGACGGGUCGUGUGUGGAUUGGUUUCUGGCUCAUCUUCAUCGUCCUGGUGAUGGUAGCAGCGGAGGGAAGCUUCCUCGUUCGCUUCAUCUCACCCUUUACCCAGGAAAUCUUUGCUUUCCUCAUCUCUCUCAUCUUCAUCUAUGAGACCUUCUCUAAGCUCUUCAAGGUGUUCAGGGAGCAUCCACUGAUGGCUACAUACUCAAGUGACCCAAACUCAGCUGAAGAAGUUAAUUACCACCUCCUCAACCAGCCCAACACGGCUCUCCUGUCUUUUGUCCUCAUGAUUGGCACUUUCUUCGUGGCGUUCUUCCUCAGGAAGCUCCGAAACAGUCGUUUUUUAGGUGGCAAG
Notothenia coriiceps (black rockcod) is the source of this 414-nucleotide messenger RNA. RefSeq names its product anion exchange protein 3-like. Lineage: Eukaryota; Metazoa; Chordata; Actinopteri; Perciformes; Nototheniidae. Gene Ontology annotation, cellular component: plasma membrane. The annotation marks the transcript as partial. The record is from RefSeq and is a predicted model, not a curated record. The transcript is spliced from 3 exons. Gene Ontology annotation, molecular function: solute:inorganic anion antiporter activity. Gene Ontology annotation, biological process: monoatomic anion transport; regulation of intracellular pH; bicarbonate transport.